This is a messenger RNA of Staurois parvus, 358 nucleotides long. Lineage: Eukaryota; Metazoa; Chordata; Amphibia; Anura; Ranidae. The record is from the annotation of a GenBank genome assembly.
AUGGGGCCCCCGGGCAAUAGGGGAUCAUGGGGCCCCUGUGUCCUUGCCCAAACUCAAAAAGGCCUAUGAAAAAGGUGCCAGGGGCAUCUCAUGGGGCCCUCUACUGACCCCGAGCCCUCGGGCAAAUAACAUAAAUCCCAUGUAAGCACAUAAGACUAAGCUGUGCAUGUAUCAAUCAGGGCAGGGGUGGACUGACAACUCAUGGGGCCCCCGGGCAAUAGGGGAUCAUGGGGCCCCUGUGUCCUUGCCCAAACUCAUAAAAGCCUAUGAAAAAGGUAUCAGGGGCAUCUCAUGGGGCCCCUUACUGACCCCAGGCCCUUGGGCAGUGCCCGAGUUUCCAAAUGGUCAGUCUGCCCCU